Ostreobium quekettii is the source of this 2517-nucleotide messenger RNA. NCBI's taxonomy places the organism in Eukaryota, Viridiplantae, Chlorophyta, Ulvophyceae, Bryopsidales, Ostreobiaceae. The record is from the annotation of a GenBank genome assembly.
AUGGCGAUUGCUUCGGCGUUCUUGCUUGCCCUCGUGUUCUUGUCCUUCACUCUGAGGGAGAUGAUCAGGCUGAACAACCGAGUUCAGAACAUGCAGGACGAGCUCUAUGUGACCUUGCAGCAGAUUGGCCAGCAACGGCAGCUUCCGCAAGAAGUGCUGAUCGGUAUAAGGGAGGUGCUGGAGUCUGGCAACUCUGCGGAUUUUCUAAAGACACUCCGUGACGAGAAUAGAGCCGAGCAACGGGACAAACCAUCAACCGAGUCUCUCGACGACCUGGGGAUCACCAACGAGAGCUGCGGAUCUCAAGAUGCCGACAGCCUGGAAUGCGACGGGGAGCCAGCAUGGAAAAUUUGGAAGUGGCUGGCGGGAUGCACGCUCUUUUUGUUCUUGACCCUCGGUGGCAUUUUCUGGCACUAUCCUGACCACGUCCUUGGACUGAUCCCUCAGCCGUUACGAAAAUCUUCCCUUUGCUUCUCUGGUUCACAUCCUCCGUCAAAGGUGCUUGCCUACCGUGUGGACUGCUGGCUGUCAACGCAAAAGUACAGCAAGGCCUUGUCUCUACUCUUUUUGACAUUGGUGUUGGCCGUGCUUGGGGGCCUUGCCAUCUUUGUGGUCAGUGGCGCCAACCUUUACAACGCCUUGUGGGACGCAGUGGCAGGGCUGGGUUACGAUUGGACAUUUGCCUCCAAUAGCGAGGGCAUACUGACGCGUAUUGUUGCAACCAUAAUCAGCGUCGGAGGUCUGCUGGUGACUGCAGUGAUGCUGAGCAUAGUUUCAGAGGCUAUCGGAGACAAAUUUGAAGAAAUGAGGCGAGGGCUGUGCGAAGUGCUUGAGACUGACCAUACGCUGAUCCUGGGAUGGAGCGACAAGCUUCUUCCAGUUGUCAGUGAACUUUGUCUUGCCAACGAAAGCAUCGGUGGAGCACCGAUAGUCAUCAUGGCAGAGAGGGACAAGGAGGAAAUGGAGGCAGAGAUUUCACAACACGGCCUGAAUGCCAGGGGUUCCAGGGUCAUUUGUCGGUCGGGCAAUCCCCUGCUGAAGAAUGAUCUCAUCAAGGUUAGUUGCCAUCUGGCACGAUCAAUUAUUGUCCUGGCCAAUCAACAGUCGCCAGACCAAAGCGAUGCACGAGUGCUAAGAAUUGUCCUCAGUCUUGCUGCUUUCCGAGAUGAUCCAAGAGCAAAAGGAGGCCUCAAGGGGCAUAUUGUGGUAGAAAUGUGUGACAUUGACAAUGAACCUCUCUUGAAGAUGAUUGGCAAGGACAAGGUGGAGACUGUUGUGGCACAUGACAUUAUUGGGCGGAUGAUGAUCCUUUGCGGACUGCAGCCAGGAUUGGCAUCUGUAUGGCAGUCAUUGAUGGGAUUUGAAGGCUGUGAGUUCUACAUGCGGGAAUGGCAAGAGCUUCAUGGGAAGUGUUUUGGGGAGGCCUUGUACAGGUUUGCAGCUGCUGUCCCCAUAGGAAUAAAGAAGCCAUCGGGCAGUGUGCUCUUGAAGCCAAAUGAUGAAACCAUCAUUAUGCCAGGUGACCAGCUUCUGGUACUUGCUGAAGAUGAAAACACAUAUGACAUCGGCAAGGAGGUACAGUUCAAGCCAACGGCUGUCCCUGCUACUCCUCCUCUCUCGAAGCCUGAGAAGAUACUGUUUUGUGGAUGGCGGCGAGACAUGGAUGACAUGAUAGUAGUGCUGGAUUCUUUAGUGCCUCCAGACAGUCAACUCUGGUUGUAUAACGAGGUCAAGAUUACAGAGAGGAAAGAAAUGCUGUUCAUGGGGGGCCUUGAUCUUGAAGCCGGAGCUUUAAAGAACCUUACAUUACAUUACAUGGACCCAUCGCUGGAAGGAGACCUUGUUUCAAGGAAGAAAUUGUCUUCUCUUGACCCUGGUUCCUUUUCUUCUAUAUUGAUACUGGCAGAUGAGUCUGCCAAUGGGGCAAACAUAGCAGAUGCAGAUUCCAGGAAUUUGACAACUUUGCUCCUGCUCAGGGAUAUCAUGAUGAAGACAAAUGGAUGUAAGCCAGCGCCCAAACACUCCAGGUGGCCCAGCCUUGAGAUGAUCCAGACAGUCAGCAGGCAGGCAGGCACAGUGAUUAUAAGCGAAAUCCUGGACUCCAGGACGAAGAACCUCAUCCAGGAGCUGAGCAUCAGUGAAUUUGUGAUGAGCAAUGAACUCGUGAGCAUGGUCCUUGCGAUGGUUGCAGAGAGUGCAGCAGUCAACAAGAUACUCAAGGAGCUGUGUGGAGGCGAUGGCAAUGAGCUCUAUGUGUAUUCGAUAGAGAAAUACAUGCACAAAGGAGAGAAACUCAGCUUCUUCGAGUUGAUGGCCAGGGCAAGGGGCUGUGACGAGAUUUUGAUUGGUCUGAAGUACAGAGAUGCAAGAGGCCUCGUCCUUAACCCUCCUGAGAAGUCCAAGAAGGCAGUUUCGCCAAAGUCAGUGGAGUCGGCCGUUGUCAUAGGAAUGCUGAGGCAAGGAACAAAUACCUCCCAGCCUUCACAUCAAGCUCGGAUGGAUUUCGAUCAAGUUUAA